UCCACCUUCUUCCAAUGGUAUUCGCUUAGAUUCUACUUCAAGAACCCUAGGUCAAGCAACUCUCUUUGGCAGAGGAGUUGUAAUUUUGUUUUGUUGAUUUGCACUGCAUCUCGUGAUGUCGACGAAGAAAAUUAUAGCUAUAUGUCAGUCAGGUGGCGAGUUUCAAACUGAAAACGAUGGUUCUAUGUCCUACAGUGGUGGGGAGGCCUAUGCUGUUGAUCUUGAUACAGAGACGCAAGUAAUUGAUUUCAAGCAGGACUUGGCCGAGACAUUUGGAUAUAGUGUUGACAACAUGUUGAUCAAAUACUUCCUCCCUGGAAACAGAAAAACUCUUAUCAUGAUAUCAAAAGACAAAGACCUUAAGCGCAUGAUUAACUUUUUUUCCGAUGCUGAUCAAGUGGAUGUCUUCGUCAUGCCACAAGAAGGUAGUAGGGCAGCUCCAAAUGUCUCAAACACGCCUGCUAGUAGAUCGAGCAGGACAACGGUUUCUGAAGCAGUUGUACUUGCAUCUAGUCCUGUUGGAACAAGCCAUGUAGACAACCACCCUAAUAUAAACGAAACAAAUUCCUUUGAUAUGGUUAUAGUGAAUGCAAUGUCACCGUUGGCAUUUGCUCUUGGUUCAAAUUGGGAAAAGCAACAUAAAGCUGCUACACAGUGGGAGAACACAAUCACUGGUGUUGAGCAGAGAUUUUCUAGUUUUGCUGAGUUCCGUGAAGCUCUCCAUAAAUUCUCAAUUGCCCAUGGUUUUCGUUACAAGUAUAAGAAGAGUGAUAGUCACCGUGUUAGUGUCAAAUGUAAGUCAGAAGGUUGUCCGUGGCGCAUAUAUGUUUCAAGGUUACCCACUACCCACUUGAUACGCAUCAAGAAAAUGAAUCCAGAGCAUACAUGUAAUGGAGUUGCUGCAAAAGCUGGUUAUCGUGCAACAAAGGGAUGGGUAGGUAAUAUUAUAAAGGAGAAGUUAAGGGUUUCACCAAACUACAGGCCCAAGGAUAUCGUUGCUGACAUAAAACGAGAGUAUGGAGUUCAGUUGAAUUAUUCCCAGGCAUGGCGUGCAAAAGGAAUUGCCAAGGAGCAACUUCAAGGUUCAUACAAGGAAGCUUACUCUCAGUUACCUUUCUUCUGCGAGAAAAUAAUGGAAACUAAUCCAGGUAGUUUAGCUACAUUUGCUACAAAGGAGGAUUCAAGCUUCCAUCGUUUCUUUGUCUCAUUCCAUGCCUCUAUUUCCGGUUUUCAACAAGGCUGUCGUCCUUUGCUUUUUUUAGAUGACAUUCCUCUAGAUGCUAAGUACCAAGGGACCUUAUUAAUAGCCACCGCUGCAGAUGGAGAUGAUGGUGUUUUUCCAUUGGCUUUUGCGGUGGUUGAUGAUGAGACUGAUGAUGACAAUUGGUUUUGGUUCUUAUCCCAAUUGAAAGCUGCUGCCCCAAUAUCUCAGCCUAUAACCUUUGUUGCAAAUUUUAACACGGGACUAAAAGACUCCAUAGUCAAUGUUUUUGGCGGAGAGUGCUUUCAUGCUUAUUGUCUACGGUAUAUUGCUGAGAAACUCAACAAUGAUUUGAAGGGGAGGUUUUCACAUGAAGCCAGACGUCUCAUGGUUCAAGACCUCUAUGCUGCUGCCUAUGCACCAAAGCUUGAGUCUUUCGAACAGUGUGCUCAAGAUAUAAAAGCUAUUUCACCUGAAGCAUAUAAUUGGGUACUCAACAGUGAGCCACAACACUGGGCAAAUGUGUUCUUUGAUGGAACAAGAUAUAAUCAUAUGACAUCUAAUUUUGGACAGCUGUUCUAUAGCUGGGUAUCAGAUGCAGUUGAGCUGCCCAUAACUCACAUGAUUGAUGUAUUGAGAGGUAAGUUGAUGGAAUUGAUAUACACAAGGCGGGUUGAUUCUAACAGAUGGACUACAACGUUGACACCGUCUAUGGAGGAGAAGCUUAAAAGUGAGGCUUCAAAAGCUCAAUCAUUUCAAGUGUUGCCAUCACAAAGUAGCAUAUUUGAGGUUCAUGGUGAAUCUGUUGAGAUGGUUGACAUCAGUCAAUGGGAUUGUAGCUGCAAGGGCUGGCAACUUACUGGACUGCCAUGCUGCCAUGCCGUAGCUGUUUUUGAGUGCAUCGGUAGGAGCCCAUAUGAUUAUUGCUCCAGAUACUUCAUGGCUGAGAGCUACCGAAAAACAUAUGCAGAGUCAAUUUACCCAAUACCUGAUGUUGAGCGUUCAUUAGAUGGUGAGGACAUAGCAAUUAUUGUUACACCUCCUCCUGCUAAACGACCUCCAGGGAAGCCAGGCAGGCGAGCGAAGUUAAAGCAGGCUGGAUCCCUGGAGCUAAUUAGAAGGCAAAUGCAGUGUAGCAAAUGCAAAGGGUUGGGUCACAACAAAAAGACAUGCAAAGAGGGGGAAACGAUUGAAGCAUCAUCAACUCCCAAAGCCUUGCAAAUAUAGUUGGGAUGAAGGAACAUUCUUUUUAACCCUCGAUUGAAUGGUGCUUCUCAUUUCUGAGUUCAUGAGAAUUUUUUGCUUUCACAAUCAAAGCAGUAGUAGGUUUCUUGUGCAUAAGGAAGGGUAUGUAUGGCCAAAGCAAGCAAUAGCUGGUUAGUUGUUUUUUCUUCAAAAUUUCGGAAAUUAAUUUUGACCUUGUGUCUCCAUCCCUUACUCUA
This is a messenger RNA of Cynara cardunculus var. scolymus (artichoke), 2643 nucleotides long. RefSeq lists its product as uncharacterized. Bases 116 to 2428 code for a protein of 770 amino acids. The record is from RefSeq and is a predicted model, not a curated record. Gene Ontology annotation, molecular function: zinc ion binding; protein binding. Lineage: Eukaryota; Viridiplantae; Streptophyta; Magnoliopsida; Asterales; Asteraceae. The transcript has 4 exons.